AUGUGCUGUUCUGAGCACAAUGAUCUCAGCUUGGUUAAUUUAAAGGACAUUACCACAUAAUAACCUUUAUUCCUCAAUUUUUAUGGUUGUUAUUGUUUUGAAACCUAAUGGUUUGGCUAUAUUCUAGUUUGGGCCAAUAAUUUUUCUCAGUCAUUUUACAACAUUUAUAUGAACAAAGCAAAGAGACAAUACAAUCUAACUCCUCUAGGUAAAUUCUUCUUUUAAAUACUUCCAGAAUUGAAUUUGUUCUUUUCCAUUGUGUCUAUUCCUAUACUGGGAGGGCUGGCAAUGUAUAGAGAUGAAAUCAAAUUAAUUACAAUUCCUUUAGCCACUUUUGAUAGUGAAAGAAUUAUUGGCUUUUAUGUGUAUAUUUCUUUAUCUGGAUUAUUAGGCAUAUGCCUGACUCUAUUUGUAACAUUAGCUUACCAAGUUUGCGAUCCAAUGACAGUGAAUGUUGUAGGAGUCUUUAAAGAUGUUUUGUUGUCUCAGCCAAAAACAAAAACUAUAUGA
Messenger RNA from Stylonychia lemnae, 510 nucleotides. Lineage: Eukaryota; Ciliophora; Spirotrichea; Sporadotrichida; Oxytrichidae. The record is from the annotation of a GenBank genome assembly.